Molecule: messenger RNA, 876 nt
Organism: Desarmillaria tabescens
Lineage: Eukaryota; Fungi; Basidiomycota; Agaricomycetes; Agaricales; Physalacriaceae
Exons: 1
Coding region: 98-826 (242 amino acids)
Source: RefSeq, a predicted model, not a curated record
UCCUGUCAUUCCUCUCGCACACGUCGGUGCCUGCACUCGCCCUGCUCUCGCGUGACUUCCUUGCUGCAGCGCAAGCGUGUUGUAUGGCGACCUCAACAUGACCGGUGUGCAGAACCCCGACGCACUGGGGGUAUUCCUCGCCACACGACGGGAUCUCACAUCCCUCACACAGUCUCUUCGCGUCCCUGCAUGGCGAUCACCGCAAGUCCGGAUGUACCUCAUACCACGUGUCCUCGCCCGCAUGGACAACCUCCACUCCCUCGUUCUCCCCUCCAUUGAUCUCCACAUCAUACAGCACCACUCCGCCUUUGAUCUCCGGCAUAUCGAGUUUGGCGACACCCACCUCUCCGGGCAGGCUGAGGCUAAUCUUCUCACGCGGUUGGAUGGCCAGACUAACGUCGUUUCGCUUCGUUUUCCUUUCCUGCUUGAAGAUGACGACGGGGACGAGCCACCACCGUCUACGCCACUUCCCGCCACUCGGAUGCGUACACGGCUUCUCUCCGCGCGCACCACACCUAGUCGGCUGUCUCUAUUUCCCAUGCCUCCGCUAUCCCCGCUACCACCGACUCUAAUCGACGUGUCUAUAACUAUCUCCACCCCAAUAUAUGCGGGUUUCGUCCUACAUCCACUCUCGAAUCCCUCCCUCCCUCUGUCCGCUGUCUCCACUUUGUCUUCAAGUCCGUCGGUAAACGCAAAGAAGAAAAGAAUCUCCGAAGCGAGGUCGUCGCAUACCCCAACAUUGAGGAACUCGAGUUCGAAGGAGAGGGCGUGUUGGGGUAGCGUCGUUUCCCACUUCAAGGCCCUCCGGGCCACUGGUAAUGCGUAAAUCGGGGAUCGCGCAAGUGAAACCAGCGAAGGAAGAGUUCGACGAGAGGU